Messenger RNA from Chelmon rostratus (copperband butterflyfish), 1633 nucleotides. It is a transcript of the gene tmem59, whose product is annotated as transmembrane protein 59. Gene Ontology annotation, biological process: positive regulation of autophagy. Bases 60 to 1046 code for a protein of 328 amino acids. The record is from RefSeq and is a predicted model, not a curated record. NCBI's taxonomy places the organism in Eukaryota, Metazoa, Chordata, Actinopteri, Chaetodontiformes, Chaetodontidae. Gene Ontology annotation, cellular component: lysosome; late endosome. The transcript has 8 exons.
UAACCCGAUUUAGGAGGAAGAAGAAGAGCGUGUUGUUUGUUUAGGUUUUCGCAGGUGAAAUGGGGAUGCAAUCCUCCUUUGUCUGUAUUUUUGGACUGUUCGUCCUGCUUUCGAGCACAUCAGCAUCUUCAGAUGUGUUCGAUAGCGUUUUGGGAAACACAGCAUCCUGUCACAAGUCAUGUGAAAUGACAUACAGUUUGCACACGUAUCCACGGGAGGAGGAACUGUAUGCCUGUCAGAGAGGUUGCCGUCUGUUCUCCAUUUGUCAGUUUGUUCGUGACAGCGACGAUCUGAAUCAGACCAAAAGCGAAUGUGAAUCAACCUGUCGCGAAGCCUACACCCAGUCUGAUGAGCAGUAUGCCUGCAACCUGGGCUGUCAGAAUCAGCUUCCAUUUGCAGAGCAGCGGCAUGAGCAGGUACAAUUGGAGGCCAUGAUGCCUAGGAUACACCUGCUGUACCCCCUGACUCUGGUCAGAGGGCUUUGGGAGGAUGUCAUGAGUCAGGCCCACAGCUUCAUCACUUCCACAUGGACAUUCUACCUCCAGGCUGAUGAUGGCAAAAUUGUCAUCUUUCAGACUGAACCACAAGUCCAGUUUUUCUCCCAGUUUGAAGUGGAAAAAGAUGUUAAAGAAGAGGAGCCACAGAAGAGCUUCCCUGGGUUGAGCAGCCCACUUUACAAAGAAUACCAUCGCGCUUUAAUCCAGGAGAGGGACAGGGAUAUGACCGGGGACCGCAGCUACGAUGAUGAGUACAACCUCUUCAGCUGCCUUUCAAGGAACCCCUGGUUACCAGGGUGGAUCCUAACCACAACUCUGAUCCUGUCUGUGCUGGUCCUGAUCUGGAUCUGUUGUGCCACUGUGGCAACUGCUGUGGACCAGUAUGUACCUGCUGAGAAAUUGAGCAUCUAUGGUGACAAGGAGUACAUGAAGGAACACAAACUGACCCCUUACCCAGCAUCCUCCCUGCUGAUCAUCACCUCCAAAGGGUCAGAGGAAGAGGCCGGGCCACUCCCUUCAAAAGUCAACCUGGGCCAGUCUGACAUUUAGAAGCCAAAGCAGUAGCAGAGAAGGGAUUAUCCUCCUUUAUACAUCUUUAGUUGAUUUUUAUCCCCUGGCACAAGACCUGUGCCUCUUGUGGUCUAAACAGGAGUAACUGCUACUUGCAGAACACUUUGUAUUCCUGAUAUAAUGUCUCGUCUCCCUUUUGACGCUUUUAAAUUGAGGUGAGGAAAAGGUUUAUUUUCUGUAUAUUUGUAUGAAUGAGGCAUUAUAGUGUAGUGAUCAAAGUAAAGUAGGCUUUGGGUUUUUUCUUAAGCUUUUGAUGUGUGCAUUAGCUGUCUGUUGGUUUGCUUAUUUUAUUGAGUGAUGUUUAAAUGAAAUACUUGCGACUUGAAGUCAUGCAGGUUUCACCCAAAACCCUGAACUUUUUGAAAACUAGAUUGUGCUAACAUUGCAGACUCUCACUGUCUGUUCUUACGUUUCUACUGCAGUGAUUUCCAGAUGUUGAGUUUUCCAAUAAAAAUCUAUGAUUAUAAUUAAUAGUGCUGGUACGUACAAUAGGUCUUUCCUGCUUCACUGUUGUCUGUUCUCGUAAUGAUGGGUCAAAAUUAAAUACAAUGGAGUGAAGUUCUUUA